AUGGACCCUUUUACUCAGAGAAUGCUUGAGCGUGCAAAAGUUAGACGUGUGAAAUUAGAUGGUCAUAUAGCCAGUAAUAAAGAUAAAGAUUCGAGUAUCUCUCAUAGUAGUCAAGGCUUGGUCAAUGAAGUUUCCAAUGCUCAUUCAAGCAAAACCAACAUUAAAGAUGAAGUUUUGGAUCCAACUGAAGCUAGAAAAAUGAAACUGAAAAAAUUAGCCUUGCUUUAUUCUUCAAACUCUAAUACAGAAGAGAAAGAAAAUUAUGAGAAAAUUUCAAAUGAAAAUGUGGAAAUAUCCUGCAAAAAGCCAAAGCAUAGGCUUGGAAGAUUGGCUGAUUUGGUUACUAAAAUUAAUGAAUGGGAGGAUGAUAUGUCACAAAAAAGUAGUACACAAUCGGUUAAAAAUAAUAAAGAAACAUCAAAUGAAACUUCCACAAAAAACCCUUGUGUUUUGAAGCCUCCUGAAGAAAAAAUGGGGUUUACAUUGUCAGAAAAUAAAUAUGUAUAUGAGUUUAAAGACAAAAAAAAAGACGACGUCCGUGAUAUUUCAAAAAAUAAUCAAAAUGAAAGUGAUAAUGUAUUUAAAACAAAGCCCGUAUCAACGCAUAUUCGUCAAAAUCAAGAAAAUAAAAGCAAUGUGAAACAUUUGAAUUAUGAAUCAAGUAAUCAGUUGAAAGAUCCUGCUGAACUUUCUAUUGCAGAAAGAAAAGCUUUAUUUGAAAAAAAUUCAGGAACUCAUUUACAGAAUUUUUCAAUUAACUUUUUACCUGAAAAAUCAAAAAAAAUUUCAAAGGAAAAUCAAAUUAUUGAUAAGAAUCAUCAGGAAUCAAAAUUUACGGAGCGCUCAAAUGAUAAUAAUGAUGUUAACGAAAGACUGUAUCCCAAUCUUAGUGAGUUUAUGGAAUCCAAUGAAAAUGAUGUUCAAAGUGAAACUCCGACUUAUAGUGUUACAGCAUCCAAUGAAAAUUAUGAUGAUGAUUUUAUUACCAAUAACAUCGAUGUUAAUUUAGAAGGAACAAACACAAAUGAUUCAAUAUCUUCGAAUGAUCUUUCUUUUUCAAAAUCAAAAGAGUGUCAAGUUUUAAAUAAAAUGGAUAAAAUUUUGGAAAACGCAUUAAAUGAUGUCUCUGAAAGUGAUAGUAAUAUGGAAGAAAUGUUUUCAAGUCCCAGUUCUUCUUCAAUAAAUAAUAAUUUAAAUAUAAUGAGUCCAAGUAAUGAUAAUGAUAAUGGAUUGAUACAUACUGUCAGUUUUUACAGGAAGCAGCAACCGAAAUCGUGUCCUUCCAAUGUUGAAGAUACUAUUAUUGUUUCAAAUCCUGUUGAAGACGAAAAUGUAUUAAUCGAAAAUAAGCUUCAAGCUUUAUUAGCUGAGGUUAAUAAGCAGCAAAUUAUUUUAUCACAAGCCAGUCAAGCUUUAAACUUGUGUCUUUCCAGUGUUGAAUUUACUGGAAGCAACGAACAAGUAGAAAGUGAACGUUUGUUGCUCUUGGCGAGUCACAAAAGGCAAGCAUGCCUGAACGAAAUUCAACGAUUGAAAGUGGAAAAAACUUUAGGAGGAACAGGAGGAAAUACAUCCGAAAAAGGGGAUGUAAUUAUGAGCAACAUUUCUCUUAAAUUGAAAAGAGAUGCAAUCAGGAGCAUGGCCGCAGAAAGCCUUCAAUAUUUUGUAUGUUUAAUAAAAAACGAAGAACGCGUUUUGGCGACUUCAGUUGUUUCAACCACGAGAGAAAAUUUAAAAGAUUUUCACUUACAAUUUCCUGGAUCUGUAAAAUUAGAAAAUUUAUCGAGCGACUUUAAAGUAUUGGUAGAAGUCUACAAUCUUGAACUAAAUAAACAAUUAAUUGACCAUGACACAAAGUAUCAUAUUGCCAACAAAAAGGAUAAGAAAUUUCUUACUCCCAUAAAAUCAAAAAAAAACGAGUCCAAGCUUGUAAAACUUCGAAUUCAAAGUCCAGGAGGACCAACAGCAAUACGAUCUACAAAUUUUAAAUUAUGUGGUUUUAUGGUUUUUUCACUUAAAGAAGUUACGCGAUCUCAGUGGAUGCUUAAUAAGGUUCCGUUUGUGAGUCUUUUGGAGGGAACCUUAUGUAUGACAAUAACUUCUAAACUUCAAAUAAAUGAAGAAUUCAGAGGAUUUUUAACCAUGUUUGAUGAUAUAUCUGGAUUUGGAGCGUGGCAUCGGCGUUGGUGUUUAUUAUCUUCUCAUGCAAUUUCUUUUUGGAAGUAUCCAGAUGACGAACAAAAAAAAGUUCCCAUUGGAACGAUCGACUUGCGAUCUAUUGUAACAGAGAACGUUGACGUUGUACCACAUGAUGUGUGUGCCAGACUUCAUACAUUUCUUUUGGAAUCUAUCAGGCCCAGUUUAGCAGAAGACAAAAAUUCACUAAUUCAAACAGUUAAAGAUAAUGUCACAACAAUAAGGCAUUUAUUAUCUGCCGACAGCAAACAAGAAAUGAUAACAUGGUGUAAAAAGUUAAACAAAAUAUUGGGUUUGCUUAGAAAUUGGAAAUGCAGCGAUGAAUCAUGA
This is a messenger RNA of Pediculus humanus corporis (human body louse), 2526 nucleotides long. Its product is annotated as Actin-binding protein anillin, putative. Gene Ontology annotation, cellular component: actomyosin contractile ring. NCBI's taxonomy places the organism in Eukaryota, Metazoa, Arthropoda, Insecta, Psocodea, Pediculidae. The coding region runs from base 1 to 2526 and encodes 841 amino acids. The record is from RefSeq and is a predicted model, not a curated record. The transcript has 14 exons. Gene Ontology annotation, biological process: mitotic cytokinesis; actomyosin contractile ring assembly; septin ring organization.